AUGCGCUUCAACGUCUUCGCCCUCUUCUGCAUCUUUGCUAUCCUGGCUGUCGUAGCCCAUGGAGCGUGUGAAGACAGCUUGUGCGAACAAAUCUGCAACAACUUCUGCAAAGUCUUCGGUAAGAGCUGUGGUACUCACCAAUGCGAUGGAGACAGCUGCAGAAUCACAUGCGGUGACGGUGUUCAACAACACGUCUUGGCUAAUGUCAAUGGCCAACAAUUCAACUUUGAUUUGUAA
This is a messenger RNA of Bursaphelenchus okinawaensis, 237 nucleotides long. NCBI's taxonomy places the organism in Eukaryota, Metazoa, Nematoda, Chromadorea, Rhabditida, Aphelenchoididae. The record is from the annotation of a GenBank genome assembly.